This is a messenger RNA of Benincasa hispida (wax gourd), 1993 nucleotides long. It is a transcript of the gene ERF53, whose product is annotated as Integrase-type DNA-binding superfamily protein. Gene Ontology annotation, cellular component: nucleus. Gene Ontology annotation, biological process: regulation of DNA-templated transcription. Gene Ontology annotation, molecular function: DNA-binding transcription factor activity; DNA binding. Lineage: Eukaryota; Viridiplantae; Streptophyta; Magnoliopsida; Cucurbitales; Cucurbitaceae. The record is from RefSeq and is a predicted model, not a curated record.
AAAUCUUUUUCUCUUCUCUCAUUCAACUUAUUAAAUUAACCCCACACUCUUCUUCAUCUUCCUCUCACAAACUACCAAAUCUCUCCAUUUUUGUCUUUCAAUUCACAUCCCCAACACGCCGCCGCAUCCUCCGCCGUCCAUUUCCCACGUCUCCGCCCCCGCUCCGCCGCUCUCUCGCUCCAUCAAAUGGGUUUCUCAUCCGACUCUGUUUUUUCUUCAACCGGAUAAAACCCUGUUUCAUUCCAGUUCCAUCCACUUCAUUCCCAAAUUCUCUUCCAGUUUCUUAUAAAUAAACACUUUGUUUCCUGAAUUUCCCGACUUUUUUUCUUUCUAUUUUGCGAGCGAGAGGUGUGAGCAUAGUAAGGUCUAUGUUUUUAUCCAUGGCGGAGGAUAAGAAAACAGGAAAAUUGAAGAUGGUUAUCGAUGAAAAAACCCAGAAAUUUCCAGAGAAGAAGGUUGAAAAAGGCAAAGAUGUUGCAGCAAUUAGCUCAGAGAGGCAACAAUGGAAGCCAGUUUUAGAUGAUGCUUUCUUGUCUAGAAGACCUCUCAAGAAAAUCUGCAGUUCAGAUUUUCAUAACCCAUUUCUUCAUUCCCCUGUUUCUCUUUCUCCCCCUUCUUCAAAAAUCCAAUUCCCUUUCGAUUUCGAAGCAUCUCAACAAUCAACAGUGACAACAACUCCAUUCAAUUCUCAACAACCGAUUUCUUCCUCCUCUUCUUCUUCCUCUCCCUUUACGACAAUCGGGUCACCGGAGCAACAGAUGAUUUCUUUUAGCUCCAAUCAACAACAGGGGUUUGGCUAUCCGCCAUACUUUCUCAACGGCGACCCGGUGGCAUCGCAGCAGAGACUUUUCAAGUACUGGAGCGAUGAUUUUCAUUUGAGUCCAAGAGGAAGAGCUAUGAUGAUGAGCAGAUUAGGCCCAGAUGGAGGUAACUUGUUUCGACCGCCAUUGCAGCCCAUAAGUGCCACUAAGCUUUACAGAGGAGUUAGACAGCGGCAUUGGGGCAAAUGGGUGGCUGAAAUUCGUCUCCCUCGUAAUCGAACUCGUCUUUGGCUCGGCACCUUUGACACUGCUGAAGACGCAGCCAUGGCUUACGAUCGCGAAGCAUUCAAAUUACGAGGCGAAAAUGCUCGACUCAAUUUCCCUGAUCGUUUCCGUAACAAAGACAUCCCAAAAACAGAGCCAGAAACAGAGCACACAAUUCCAAUAACAGAGGAGGCUCAUCCAGAAAGCGUUGUCGUUCUUCCACCGCCAGAGGAAGAAAAACCGGAUGAACAGCUGAUGGAGAACGGCGGCUGCGUGCCGGAGCCGCCGGAGAUGGUAUGGGGAGAAAUGGAAGAGGCUUGGUUUAAUGCAAUUCCGGCCGGUUGGGGUCCGGGAAGCCCUGUUUGGGAUCAUUUAGACACAACAAACAAUUUGGUUCUUCAAUCACAAAUCCCAUUUGGUUCUUCAAAUCAGCAACAGAUGAAUGAAUCCGAUGAUAAUCAGAACAAGAUUGAAAAUUCCGAAUCCACUUCAUCUUCGUCUUCCUCUGCUCCGAUGAAGCUUUUCUUAUGGAAAGAUCAAGAUUGAAAAUUAGAUUUCUCUCUUCUUUUCUUCUGAAAUUUUACUCCAUUGGAUCAUUCGAUUUGGUCGCAUGUUUUUGGAAGACCAAUCCAAUGGUUUAGGCAUCAUAAAGAUGGAAUUUCUUUGAUGAGAUUCUUGAUUUUAUGUUGUUUGUUCGUAUUUUUUAGUGCAUUGUGAAGAAGAACCGUGGAAGGAGGGGCAUUGAGGCGUAUUUUUUUGAUCUCUUUCCCCUUCUUCGUUGGUGCGUCAUUGUUCCAUCAAAGCCAUUGUUUUUAGGCUUUCAUGGCGGAUUUUAGUUGUCUUUGUAUUUUAUGUUUCUUCUCUCUUUUAUAUUCCAUUUUUAGGGUUUCCUUUUGCCUUUUAUAUUGUGUAAUCUACAUCUUUAUGUUAUAACCAUUUUUUUAGGUCAACAUGGUGUGAAAUUUGAG